AUUCAGAACAUUCCAUGUUUCUUUCAGUUAUCACUUAAGGUGGACAGAAACCCAUCUACGGUGUGUUGCCUUAUCUUCUGAAGUAUUGUUUUAUCCGUUUUUCAAUACAAAACGACAAUGUGGCAGCGACCAAUUGAUAGACAAUAAUUGCAAAUUGUUGCCUGCAUAAUAAAUCAGAUUUUGAUGGUAAAUGGCAGCGCAUCAUUUUAUGAACAAUUUAAGAUAAAACUGUAAUGCAACUAAAGUCCAUCUGAAUGUGAUUUGAUACUGCAAAACAAGGUACUGUUAUAUUGAUUUACUACUGCAAAUCCCUAAAGACUUACUGAUUUUGAUAUGGUAUGAUCAGUAGUAGUACAAGAUCUGUAUAACAUGAGAUCCUCUCUUUCCUCACUGAUUCAACAGCUAGCACAAAGAAUCAAAGAAGAAAAUUGAAUAAAAAGAAAAUAUGAAGAAGGUGUCUUCAAGUCUCUGUAGUCCUUUUCUUCUCUUUACUAUACAGUUGGGUAAUGGAAUUCUCCUUGAGUCCCUCCCAACAGUUUCACAUUUUUUAUCAAGAAGAAAAUUAGGAAAAUGGUUCUCUAUGGUGUUAUAACACUCGCAUAAACAUUCAAAUAUCUGUUUUGUUCUCUUAAGUUGUCCUUCUCACCCUUACAAGUUCAUUUGGUUGUACCCUUAACUCCUAGUCUUGAACAAGUGAGGUUACCAAAGGUUGGCUACCAAAAACUUCUACAUUUUCCCACUCUUUGACUUCUUAAUACAUAGUUCCAAAAGGUUGUAAGAAAAUCCCAAAAUUCCCUCCUAUGGAAUGAUCAGAUUCCUGAGGGCUGUUCACAGUUUUGGAGAUGUUCUGGACAAAACCAAUAGGCCAUUAUGGAAUGAUCAGAAAUUUAGAGAAACGAACAAAAUGGGAAUAGACUACAAUAUGCCUCAAAUAUUUAACCUCCACCUUCUCCGCCCUCAAUGUUUUCCCAAAUCAAGAUACAAUGCUCUUUUAAAUGGUUUGGUUCCUCUGGUGCGCUAAUAUAUUUUUCAUGAAAUGAGAACCCUAUUUUCAAAUAUCUGUACAUGAAUCAUCUCGCUGCACAGGAUUUGCAAAUUUUUGGUUUUUAAAAACUCACAGAUGGUAAGAUCUAUAUCCUUCAUCACCUACGCCUCUAACUCUGUCUCUUUUUUUUAGGUUCUCAAAGCCUACAUCUAUCUUACUCAUUCAAUUUGUACUGCUUGCAAAGCCUUUUUUGAAACGUGUUUGUACCUGAUUCACUCAAUCUGUACUAUUUUUUCAAUCACUGACGUUCUGAAGGUGUUUAAGGCGUGAAUGGUUUCUUCAAUCACGAUUCCAAGUUUUUGUUCAAGGCGUUGAAGUUUGUGUUUUUUAUAAUUAGGGUUUCAAAUCCUUUGUAUCUAUGUUCAUGUAUUUUUUGUGUAAGAUCUAAAUGUUAAAGUGUUUGGUGUUUCCGAUGACUAGUGUUUGAAAUGUUAUUCAACUUUAUUGUUUUUUUUUAGUAAAUCUAUGUUUUUUUUUUCACUCCUCUUUCAUAUUUGGUAUUGUUUCGGCCAAGGGGGCUUCUCCCUGCACCUCCAAUGAUUUCUCUUAUACUCCCAAAACUUAUCUUAAUUCCGUCUUUGUCCAUGGUUAAAAAAUGAGUUAUUAUUUUUUACUGCACUGCACCCCUAAAUACCCCGUGAGUCACCGCACUGCACCCCCAAAAGCAGAUUCCCUGCUCUGCACCCCUGCCCUUGCCCUUGGAAUCUUUGACCUAGGGUUUUUUUAAUGUGCAGAGGCCUCCAUCCUCCACACCUCUUCUCCCUGUUCUCUCUCUUCUCCCACACACACAACACAGCACCCACCCACGUCCUCCCUCUUGUCCCCGACGCCAUCUUUUUGUCUUCUCCACACACCAUUCUUGUCCCCAGACAACCGCGUUUCAUCUGUUCCCGCCGCUUUUACAUUUUUGACGGUAGUUUCUCCAUUUUUCACGCUAUGGUUCGGACACGAGGAAAUUUAUCUAGACGUGGUUCAAAUGAUGUACCCGAGAGUUCCACACAAGGUGGUGCACGCAAGAGACCGACAGCCUCGGCUCGUAGAAAUCGUACAACGGGUCAGGAUGAAGCUAAUGUUGUUGAGCAUGAUAUUGUUGAGAAUGAGGUCUCCGACGUUCCUCAGGAGGAUGAGGAGGGGAUUGAUAACGAUGGUGGAGGAUUUCCUGGUGGUCCAUAUGAUACAUCUUUAUUGACUCGGUACGAGGAUCAUGUUGCACGCAUGAUAUGGGAUGGUCAGGAUCGAGUUGUAAAAGUAGUGUCUCAUAUUAAAAAAGUGAAGAAAUUAGGACGUCCUCACCCUUCUGUUGCACCUUUUGUGUUAGCUUCUGGAUUAUCGUCUCUGUGCGAUAUUUUAUAUGAAUAUAUCGAUCUUGGGUUAGUAUUGGGUUUUGUGGAGAGAUGGCAUCCCGAGACUAAUACUUUUCAUCUACCCAUUGGGGAGAUGACCAUCACUUUGGAUGACGUAUGGUCACUUCUCCAUCUUUCCAUCAGUGGAAACUUUUGCUCCACUGAAAAUCUUGAAUAUGAAGAGUCUGUUGAGAUUUUGACGACACUUCUUGGUGUUGACCGGGCCAUGGCUUGUGUGGAGCUUAAUCAAAGUCGGGGUGCACAGGUCUGACUUAGCUGGUUGAGAGAGUUGUAUGACAGCUGUUGUGAAAACGAGUUAUGGGAGUUUGCUGCACGUGCAUAUCUUUUGCACCUUGUAGGGUGCACGAUAUUUGCUAACAAAAGCGCGACCUAUGUUCGUACACAUUAUCUCGAGCUAUUUAGAGAUCUCUCCACAUGUCGUACAUAUGGUUGGGGAGUUGCUGCUCUUGUCCACUUAUAUGAGCAGCUAGGAGAUGCCAGCUUUGCAAAUACAAAGCAAUUAGCUGGAUAUCUACCUCUU
Molecule: messenger RNA, 2929 nt
Organism: Vigna unguiculata (cowpea)
Lineage: Eukaryota; Viridiplantae; Streptophyta; Magnoliopsida; Fabales; Fabaceae
Biological process (GO): meristem maintenance; meristem development
Source: RefSeq, a predicted model, not a curated record